Molecule: messenger RNA, 2957 nt
Organism: Colossoma macropomum (tambaqui)
Lineage: Eukaryota; Metazoa; Chordata; Actinopteri; Characiformes; Serrasalmidae
Gene: snai1b
Product: snail family zinc finger 1b
Exons: 3
Coding region: 244-1038 (264 amino acids)
Biological process (GO): regulation of DNA-templated transcription
Molecular function (GO): RNA polymerase II cis-regulatory region sequence-specific DNA binding; DNA-binding transcription factor activity, RNA polymerase II-specific
Source: RefSeq, a predicted model, not a curated record
UGUAGGGACUAAAGUGAGCUCAAUGGUUGUACUUCAGUCAGUCAUUCCAGCGGCUUUGGAUACAGGAUACUCCCAAAAGACCCUUCUCUCUUCUUCAGACUAGUCUUUUUUUGGUUUAUCUUCAACCUCCACAAAGGUCCUGAAGGUUCUAACUGCUCCUCCACUGAGAUUUUAGCAGUCAAGGCAGACUGCAGUGGGGUUCAGGCUGCGCAGGAGAAUAACGGGAUCAAGCUUGUUUCCAAAAUGCCUCGUUCAUUCCUGGUCAAGAAGUAUUUCACCAACAAGAAACCAAACUACAGCGAGCUGGAGAGCCAGAAUGGCCCGCUCUCUGCCUUCAUACCCGAGCGUUACCCUCUUGCUGAACUCCCCACCAAAGUCGACGGCUCUCUAGCGUCCGCUUACACACCAACUCUUGUGUGGACCACCGCCACCUUGCCCAUUUCCUUCACUCCAGUGUCCCCCACCACACCUCCCUCCCCCAUCCCCGGACCCCUGGACCUCAGCUCUCCAUCCAGCUCUGGAGAAGAGGACGAAGGCCGCACUUCUGACCCCCCCAGCCCAGACCCUGCUGACCGCUUCCACUGUGCUCAGUGUGGGAAAACCUGCAGCAGCCCUGCGGCCCUGUCCCGCCACCAGCUGACCCACUGCAGCGCCGGAGUGGACGCUGGGCUAAACGCGGCCGAAAACACUGCUUCCAGAGCGGCCUUCCGCUGCAAACACUGCCCCAAAGAGUACAACAGCCUGGGGGCCCUGAAGAUGCACAUCCGCUCACACACGCUGCCCUGCGUUUGCACCACCUGCGGAAAGGCCUUCUCCAGACCCUGGCUGCUAAGAGGCCACAUUCGCACACAUACUGGUGAGCGUCCAUUUUCCUGUCCUCACUGCAACCGGGCAUUUGCUGACCGUUCGAACCUUAGAGCGCACCUGCAGACCCACUCCGAGGUGAAGAAGUAUCAGUGUGGCACCUGCUCUCGCACCUUCAGCCGCAUGUCCCUCCUGCACAAACACACGGUCUCCAGCUGCUGCCCGACCGCCUAGCCCACACACGUACAUACGCUUCAAAGCCAUUUACUGCCACCUCUCCACUGGCUGAGUGUGGGUAAUGAUCUCAGCCUAACCUGGUGCAAGGAGGCAAUUUUAGGGGGCCAAGCAACUCAAGAACGAACUGAAGUUUUGUGGGCUUUUUUUUGAAGUUCAGUCUCAAAGUGCCUUACUUUUACCUUCCUAGCAGAGAUAUGAUAUAUUUUGCCUUCUGCUGGUUUUCAGCCUGAACUUGCACUCUCACAAAGAGGCAGUGUGCGUCGUACGGACACUGAAGAAUGUUUUCCUAACCCAGUUCGGUGCCUGCUGGGGUUUUUUCCUCCAGUUGCUCAUUCCCAAGAUGCCCAUUGGUGCCGGCUGGUCCGGCCCUCACACGGGCAGCUGCUGGAGAGUGUGUGGGGGCGGGGGGUCGUCUCUCACCACACUUUGCAGCGAUGUAUUGAGACAGCUGCCUGAGCACCGGGCCUGAGGACAGAUGCCUCAGCCACGGAAGCCUUUUCCACACUUCCAGUCUUGCACCAGCAAAGGCAAUCUGAUACUGGAACUGUCAGUUGGUGUCUAACUAGACUGUAUGUGGAAAGAAAGUAAUGCGUUGAAUUUACUUGAUUCGGAAUGUGCAAAUCAUUUCUACAUGAAUAAAAUAUACUAUGUCAUGGCAUUUACUGCCACAUUUGAUUUAGUCAAAGACAAAGUUAUAUCUAUUUUAUUCACAUGGAAAUGAUGGAGGCGUUUAAAUGCAUGUUCAGAGUAAAGGCCUUUAUACACCGAGCGUGAUUUAUAUGGACACCAUAUAUAUAUAAUUGGUGAUAUCUUGCACACCAGAAAUAGUUUCUUUCAAGCAACAUAUUUUUAUUUUUCUGUUUCAACUUUUGCAGGCAACACAAACUCACUCCACCAAUUGUCUCUGCUGUUGCUGGCAGCCAAAAUGACAGGUUGGUUGUGUCCCAGCACUGAUUAGUCGGCUUUAUCACGGACGGUGUUAGCACCUCGAAAGGCAACUCAAACUGGGCUACGGACACCCAAGUUACAUGUGGUUGUGGCACCUGAAUGAAGGAGCUCUUCGCACUACUUUCACUUUUACGAAAUGAAAAGUAGCACAAACAGUUUCACCAUUUGUCUGUUUUGUAAGCAACACAUUUUUCAUUGGUUGGGUAACAAAAUAGCAAAAUUCCCAAGAAAUCACGUCGUGUACCGUGAUGUGAAAAUCGAAUAUUCCUCAUUUUCAUGACGUUUAUUAGCGUCACGUUUGCUGCAUAGUGGCCCUAACAGCAGAGCCUCACCACUGAUUGUUUUAUUUCUAAAUGUUUGUAUUGUAGACGUAUAUUGCAGGCUGGUGAGUGUCUGAAACCUUUUUUAAAAACAUAAUAAAAAGCAAUUUUGGCUUCAUUUAGUCUGUGCACUAAAGUGCUCCAAAGCAUACCACUGGAAAAAAAUACUAGUGGUUUGCAUUUACUUGACUGAAAUGUAUGAAACAUACUACAUCCUCUGAAUUUUAUCUCUCAUCACAUUUGUUUACAUAUUUUUGGCCUUAAUUGUGUUGAUGUUUGACAUUUCAAUCAAGCAAAUUCAAAGUGUUGUAAAAGAGCAGUAGGGCUGAUUUUUCUUCUCUGAAAAGGACACUACAGCACUGUGCUAUAGGGCUCAAACCAAAGAGUGGCGCCACAACCUUUUCACUUUAAAGAAAAAAAAGAGAAUUUUGCCUUAAAAUGCUGCAAAACGGAGAAAGAUUGUGGACAAUAUCCUGCAAGCCAUAGUGACGUAUGAACCUGAACCUGCCUGUGCAUGAACCACAUGUAUUUAUACAGUGACCUUCUCACAGAAACGCUAUGCAAUCACUUUUGUUUUGUUCUGUUUUUAUUUUUUGGGUCCAUUCUAUAUCUCCAGACUUUUGUACAGUCAACCAAAGUGUUUUUUCA